Molecule: messenger RNA, 555 nt
Organism: Venustampulla echinocandica
Lineage: Eukaryota; Fungi; Ascomycota; Leotiomycetes; Helotiales; Pleuroascaceae
Product: 60S ribosomal protein L16
Exons: 3
Coding region: 1-555 (184 amino acids)
Biological process (GO): translation; negative regulation of translation
Cellular component (GO): ribosome; cytosolic large ribosomal subunit
Molecular function (GO): structural constituent of ribosome; mRNA binding
Source: RefSeq, a predicted model, not a curated record
AUGUCGUCCUUCGAGAGCGUCAUCGUCGUGGAUGGCAAGGGACAUCUACUUGGUCGGCUGGCAAGCACUGUGGCCAAGCAGCUCCUCAACGGUCAGAAGAUCGUCGUUGUGCGAUGCGAAGCCCUUAACAUCUCUGGAGAGUUCUUCCGUGCGAAGCGUCCUUUCCAUUUCCGCGCUCCUUCAAGAAUCUUCUACAAGACCGUCCGUGGCAUGAUCCCGCACAAGACCGCUCGCGGUGCCGCUGCCAUGGAGAGACUUAAGGUUUUCGAGGGUGUCCCACCACCAUACGACCAUGUCAAGAGAGUGGUUGUCCCUCAAGCCCUGAGAGUUCUGAGAUUGAAGCCCGGCCGCAAGUACUGCACAGUUGGUAGACUGAGCCACGAGGUCGGAUGGAAGUACCAGGAUGUUGUUGCGAGACUCGAGGAGAGACGGAAGGUUAAGGGUGCCGCAUAUUACGCCCGGAAGAAGGCGGCCCGAAGACAACUCGCCGACGCCCAGAAGACCGCGAAGGUUGAUGAGAAGACCAAGAAGCAGUUGGCUGAGUACGGCUACUAG